UUACCUUGAACUGCAUCUACUUUUGUCUCUUUAAAGGGUUGCUGUUUUCCUUUUGGAAAAAGCAAACAUGGCGACACCGGUGCCUGUUCUCCGCCUGCCUAAAGGCCCUGACCUGAACAGCCGGGGAUUUGACCCUAACUCGCCUCGCUACAUUGCCCUCUGCCGCACCACUCUUGCCACGUCAGAGGCAGCGGGCGCAGACGGAGAGGAGCUGCAGCAGGAGCAGCACGCCCGCUCUGUGCUGAGGGAGCGUUUCCUGCGGUGUCUGCUUGCUAUGACCAACAAGAAGGUCCGCUUCAACAUGCAUGAAAAUGUGACAGUUGAGGCCACGUUUGGUUCAUCGGACAUUGAUGUUCUGAACUUCCAGGUGUCUGACCUGCACACGCCGAUUGGAGUUCAAAAGGAGGCGUUGAUCAGGUCUCAGGAUGUGAUUUCCUUCACGUUUGAUGCGUGAAAACUAGGAUGUUUGUGAACAAAAGCUCUCAGGAAUUUGUUGAUGUAAAUAUAUAUUUUUAUACUAUGAAGAUGUUUUCAUACGUGUUGUUGUUCAUGUGGUUUGAUUUGUUCAGCCUGUCUUAACAUAUCAACCGUAAACAAAACUGAGUGACUCAAAAAAAAAAAAAACUCAAUCGAUGAGAUGUGCUUUUUCACCACAGGAGGGCGGCAUCUGUCCAUGUUUAUGGAAAGCAUUUACAAGUAAAAAAUAAAAUCAUUCCUAUGA
This is a messenger RNA of Oryzias melastigma (Indian medaka), 721 nucleotides long. RefSeq names its product gem (nuclear organelle) associated protein 7 (gene gemin7). Gene Ontology annotation, cellular component: SMN-Sm protein complex. Gene Ontology annotation, biological process: spliceosomal snRNP assembly. The transcript has a single exon. NCBI's taxonomy places the organism in Eukaryota, Metazoa, Chordata, Actinopteri, Beloniformes, Adrianichthyidae. The record is from RefSeq and is a predicted model, not a curated record. The coding region runs from base 68 to 454 and encodes 128 amino acids.